CUUCUUACUUAUAUUAUUUGACAUUUGAAGCAUAAACAUGGCGUCGUGUUUAAUGUUUUUCUCCAAAGAUUAUUGAAGGAAAAUUUGUGAGAAAAUUGAAAGUGCAUCCAUUGAAACGUAAUUAAUUUGGACCGUUACCAAUGGCUACAGGAAAAGCAAGUGUUUAUGUUUAUAAUUAGAAUUUUUGGAAAAUGCAUCUGUGCAACAAAUGAGAACGAUAGAAGUCAGCAAAUCUGUGUAAAACUGACGGGUAAAAAAUUAAAAAUCCAAAUAGUUGGACUCGCUACUUGGGCGAUAACUGCCAGUACUAAAAGAUAGAACGACUCUUCUAAUAAUGGCACUAGUUACAGUGCAGCGUUCGCCAAGCGUUGCUGGAUCCCCUCAAUGCUCCAAUUCGGAUAACGAAGCCGAGGAUGAUGAAGGAUCCAAAAAUGAGAAGAGUGAGUGUUUCUUUGCUGGCAAAGGGACGGCUUUAGUAUUAGCGCUAAACGAUAUUCCUCAAUACUCUGAACGUCGUUUGAGCACAGACUCUAUACGAUCAACAAAUAGUACACAAAGUAAUAAUUCGGAUAUACAACAACAUUUACAAUCCAUGUUUUACUUAAUAAGACAUGAAGAGACCCUAAAGAUGGCUGUAAAAUUAGAAUCGCAGCGUGCCAAUCGUACUAGAUAUUUGGUGAUUGCUUCACGUUGUUGCUAUCGCCCUGGCAUUAACGAAAAACGUAAUAGGAUAAUGCGUCAUAAUUCAGCUAGAAUGAAUGUGUCAUCGACAACAGGGACGCGGCUUGCAGCAACCUUUACUGCUAACCGUCAGUUAUCAGUGGACAGCUGUAAAUCUUCAAUGCAACAGUCAAAGCAUAUUGAAGAGAGUUUAAUAAACCGUCAUAGUGCUAAAUGUGAUGUAACAGAAAAUCUAUAUGCUUCCGGUGAUAGCGCAAAACUAGUACAAGCGCCAACUGUUAACUCAACCUUAACAUUUUCCUCGCCAACAUCAUCUUCCUCCGAGGAAUGCGAAGGUAUAGAGGAGUCCUGUUUGCUAGGCAUAGAUUGUAAUGAACGAACAACUGUUGGACUCGUCGUGCCUAUUCUAGCAGAUACCACAAUUCAUUUAGAUGGCGAUGGUGGAUUUAGUGUUUCCGUAUAUGGAAAAACGCACAUCUUUAAGCCAGUAUCAGUGCAAGCAAUGUGGUCCGCUUUGCAAACAUUACAUAAAGUUUCGCAAAAGGCCCGUGAGAAUAAUUUUUAUCCCGGCGGUCCUUCACAUGAUUGGCUGACAUAUUAUGAAAAGCGCAUAGAAUCGGAUCAGUCAUGCUUGAAUGAAUGGAAUGCAAUGGAUUCGUUAGAGAGUCGACGUCCGCCUUCACCUGAUGCCAUAAGAAAUAAACCUACGGCUAAAGAAGAAACAGAGAGUGUAAUAAAAAUGAAAUUAAAAGAAAUUAUGAUGUCUGUUGAUUUAGACGAGGUGACUUCAAAGUACAUACGCAGCCGUUUAGAAGAACAUCUUGACAUGGAUUUGGGAGAAUAUAAAUCAUUUAUCGACGAGGAAAUGCUAAUCAUUCUGGGACAAAUGGAUGCACCCACCGAAAUUUUUGAGCAUGUUUAUUUAGGAUCAGAAUGGAAUGCUAGUAAUUUGGAAGAAUUACAAAAAAAUGGUGUUCGACACAUUUUAAACGUUACUCGCGAAAUAGAUAACUUCUUUCCGGGCAUGUUCGAUUAUUUGAACGUGCGAGUCUAUGACGAUGAGAAAACCAAUUUGCUGAAGUAUUGGGACAAUACAUAUCGAUAUAUAACAAGGGCAAAAGCCGAAGGAUCCAAAGUGCUGGUACAUUGCAAAAUGGGUGUAAGCCGUUCAGCAUCAGUUGUAAUAGCAUACGCCAUGAAAGCUUAUAAUUGGGAGUUUCAGAAGGCUUUGCAGCAUGUUAAAGAACGUCGUAAUUGUAUAAAACCCAACAAAAAUUUUCUUAAUCAAUUGGAAACUUAUCGAGGCAUGUUGGACGCAAUGAAAAACAAAGAAAAACUGCAACGUAGCAAGAGUGAAACGAACCUCAAGAGCACUAAAGAUGCACGUUUGCUUCCUGGGAGUGAGCCUACACCCCUCAUUCAAGCUCUUAAUCAUUCGAAAUCGAAGUCUGGCGGUGAUGCCAAUGAGAUUGAAAGGGUGGCUGUGGAUAGCGCAUCAAUAAACGCGCCAAAUCUAAGAGACACAUACAAAAUGCGAAGUGUAGGUGGCAGCGGUCUUGAAAGGUUUGUACGACGAAGAUCGAGCAGCACAUCUCCCAGGUCCAUAAAAUCUCAAAAUUGUUCCGCUUUGGUUAUGAAACAGCAAAGCCAAAGUCUUGAAAAUCUGACGCCGGAGCGGAGUAUUGCGGAUGAACCAAAAAAUGUGCGAUUUCCUGGCAGUAAUGGAGAAAAUUACAGUGUAACACAAAAUCAAGUGUUGCACAUACAAAAGCAUAUACCGCACAGAUUACAAAUAUCUUUAGCUCCAGUUACUUCCGUGCGUACCAUUGUACACGGUUUAGAGGCAUACCAACUACAAGACUUAAGAAAAUCAACAGAUGAUCGAAAGUCACUGAUGUUGUCUUUUGGAAGACUUGACGAUGAUUCUUCAAAAAGUAUUGAGAGAAGACUUUCAGCUUCUACUAAAAGGCUGAGUAGCCCGGUUUGGACUUCUUCAGCUAAGCUAAUAACGCAGACCUCGAAUAUUGCAAGAAAUAGCGCACUAUUUACCAAAGAGGAAAGCAAAUACAAACGUCAACAUAGUAGAAAGACACAAUCGUGGGCUGCUACAAGUGGUGGAAUAACAAUGGAUGCAUUUACACUUGGUUCCAACAGUAGCAUCGAUUCAGUGUCUACCCAUUCAUCAGCGCCGGCCGCAACUACCUUUGAAGUUUGUGUACGUACCCGACAGCGACCAAGGGAGUUGCCAUCUCGUCAUGCUUCCUGGGGUUCUGGUGAUAAUAAAUGUGGAGUACCCGCACGUAAUAGUUCUUGGGCCGCAUAUGACUCUAACCGCAACAAUUGCCAAUGUACAACCAGUAAUCAAACAAAUGCUAAUGCCAUCUUUGAAGGUCAAAUACACGAACUGAAUGUAAAUAAUAAGACUGCCUCGGCCGAUUCCCGGCCAUAUCAAAAUAACCAACAACACCACUUAGGCACUGUAAGAAGGACCAAACAAAAAUUAGAAGAGUGCUCGAUACUGAAAAAACUGUGCCGAGAAAAUGGUGUCACCUCAAAAGAAUUCUCAACGCAUCCUACGGAGAUAAGUUGCGAUUGCAUUACAUCCAAACGAAACGCUAACUUGUUUCGAAGUAUUUCCGCUGUUACAUCCCGGACUCGUUAUAAGCAACGCUGCAGUAGUGAAGAAAUUGUGCAUGGUGAUACUCCGGCUUUACUUGCAGGCAGACGAAGCGAUGGCAACAGACCUGUGAAUGCUGAAUUAUUUUCGGCUUCUGUACCGAAUUCGUACACAAUGUCAGAUAUUGAAAAUAAAAAUACUUUGUCAAGUUCGGGAACUGCCAGCGACGAAGAAAACGUAAUACUGCGUUCGAUAUCAACAGUUAAAGAAGGUCAUCACGUUUCAGGCAAUGUAAGAAUUUUAAAGAAAAGCUUUGAAGCCAAGGCCAUCUGUGGAUUAACUGGUUCCGCGUCACCGACAGCGUCAGUGACCGCUGCUGGUAGCGAAAUUUACAAUAAAGUCACUAAAAGUCAUCAAUCUUUACCCUCCUCGCCAGUGGCCCAACACACAAAUUACCUUGAACAACACCGUAAUGAGCAAGCCACCAUUAGUCAACAAUCGACCAAAUCUUCUUUUCUCGGUGAUACCGUUGGCGUUCAAGCUAUUUCUUCUACAAAGGGGACUAAAGCACCUCUCAUAUCAUCCGGUGCAGAAGAUUACACUGACCACAAUGUAAAAGGAUUGGUGCAUAAAUACCAAACUUCCGCUGAAUCAAAAAAUCAGACUAGAAGCAAUAACCCCAGUUCAUCUCAGGCCGGUGUCGUUACUGCGGCUGCGUUUAAGCCGCGGCCGAGAUCUUAUUAUGAGUCUCAACGACCUUUAAUAGGAAAACCGCAUGAAUUUAAUGAAAGUAGACCGCCUCCAAGACCAAUUAAAACCGCCAAUACCAUAUCAGACGGCAUUAUAAUGCAACCACCAUCUUCCCAGCAAAGACGUCUGCAGCAACAUGGGAAAACUCAUCCACUCGCUAGGCUAAGUUUACCAAAGCAAACCUUCAAUGCCGCCGCUUACAACACCAUGUAAAAACUUUUAAUCGAAUCAUUAACAAAUUAAACUGUAACCGACACGAAGGUAAUCUAUAACUUUAAAGAAACUUACUAGCCACUCCUGCAUGACUGCGAUGCAGUUUGUGCAUUCAUCCAAUUAUAUUGAUAUGACCGGACAUGAAAUAUGUUAUAUUUAUAUAAUUACUUACGCGUAUCUUUAUACAAUAGAAAACAAUUGUGACCGUUACGAAGAUUUCUUUACACUUUCGUUAAUUUGUAUGAUUUGCCAUUUGUUUGUUAGCGAAUUGAUUUAUUACUAAUUGUGUGUCUUUCUCUAUACCUAUAAUUUUUUAUUCCGUUUUUAACACCUUUAUUAGGAGUUUAUAAAUAAAUUUGAAGAAAAUUUCUAAGUAAUAAAAAUUCACAGCCUGGCUGUGGUUGGAUGCUUUUCUAGAUCCAUCGUUGCAAACAAGCCUUAUCACUUUUAGACACUCUUUAUAGGAUACACAACUGAAAGCAGAUCGACCUCUGAUCGCAAAAAGUAUUUAGUUCUAUCCUUUAAAAACAAGUAUUUUCUGAAGUAUUUUGUCACUGUUCAAAAUAUAUAUAUGAGUAUACGUUGCCAAUUUUCUCAUCUUGUUAUGCAUAUGCAUGUACACAGCCUAUAAUAGGAAGAACUAAAAAAGUUUGGAAUGCUCAUGACUCUACCAUUAUAAAGCGCCAUUUUACGUAUACUUUAUAUAUAGUUACUGAAUUAAGGCAUUUUAAAAGCAGAAGUGAAUAGUAAAUAUAAUGAGAAAAAAUUAUUGAAUAUAGUAUUUUUAUUUAGACUUUGGAAAGAAGAAGCCGACAACCAAAGUAUUUCAUUUCGAUAUUUUGCAUGUUGAGGUGAGCGAGAAAUAUUAAUAGGUUUGAAAAGCAAAUUAAAAUUUCUAUAUCGCGCAACAAUAUGUGCACUUUCAUGUGUUUCUAAAUUUUGAGAUUUUGAAUUUUCCAAUCGAAAUC
Messenger RNA from Glossina fuscipes, 5229 nucleotides. RefSeq names its product protein phosphatase Slingshot (gene ssh). Gene Ontology annotation, molecular function: actin binding; protein tyrosine/serine/threonine phosphatase activity. The record is from RefSeq and is a predicted model, not a curated record. Bases 335 to 4261 code for a protein of 1308 amino acids. Lineage: Eukaryota; Metazoa; Arthropoda; Insecta; Diptera; Glossinidae. Gene Ontology annotation, cellular component: cytoplasm. Gene Ontology annotation, biological process: actin cytoskeleton organization; negative regulation of actin filament polymerization; protein dephosphorylation. The transcript has 9 exons.